AUGGCCGACGACAGUGCCCACGGGGUCCAGAUCCCGUCUGCCAAGACCAGCGGCAGCAAGGAGUACACCGAUGUGGGUGCCGACAACGGCUCAGACCAGGACGUGCCUCGCUUCACCGUACCAGUGGACAGUGAGAACAAGUCCAAGGUGCUCAAGAUCUGGAGCUUCCAGCGCCCUCACCACCUGUGCUUCCACCUCAACUGGAUGUCCUUCAUGAUCGCCUUCUUCGCCACCUUCGCCGCCCCGCCCAUGAUGCCCGUCAUCCGCGAUGACCUGGACCUCACCAAGCAGGACAUCUCCGGCGCCGCCAUCGCCUCGGUCACCGGCGCCGUCUUCUCCCGCAUCCUGCUGGGCGCAGUGUGCGACUCGUACGGCCCCCGCUACGGCCACGGCGUGCUGCAGCUGCUCACCUCCUGCGCCACCUUUGGCAUGGCCGCCGUCUCCAACUCCGCCGGCUUCAUCGCCUGCCGCAUGCUCAUCGGCUUCUCCCUGGCCACGUUUGUGGCCUGCCAGUUCUGGUGCUCGGUGCUGUUCAAUGCCAAGAUUGUGGGCACUGCCAACGCGGUGGCCGCGGGCUGGGGCAACAUGGGCGCGGGCCUCACCCACCUCAUCAUGCCUUACAUCCUGUCGGGCAUCGAGAAGAGCCAGCCCAACUUCGUGGCCUGGCGCUGCGCCUACUUCAUUCCCGCCUGGAUGCAAAUCUUCAUCGGCCUCGCCGUCCUGGUCUUCGGCCAGGACCUGCCCGACGGCAACUACAGCGCGCUGCGCAAGGCAGGCAAGAAGGACAAGGCCAAGACGCAUAUGGAGCUGCUGGCGGCGGUGAAGAACUACCGCACCUGGGUGAUGGUGCUCACCUACGGCUACUGCUUUGGCGUGGAGCUGACAGUGGACAACAACAUCUCGCCGUACCUCUACGACCAGUUUGACAUGGACCUGCACACUGCGGGCGUGCUGGGCGCCGUGUUUGGCCUCUCCAACCUGUUUGCCCGCGCCCUGGGGGGCAUCACCUCUGACCUGGUGGCCCGCAAGUACGGCAUGCGCGGCCGCCUGUGGAACCUGUGGAUCGUGCAGACGCUGGGCGGCGUCUGCUCCAUUGCCAUGUUCUACUGUGACAGCUCCCUGGGCCUAACCAUGAUGGUGGUCGCCUUCUGGUCCAUCUUUGUGCCCAUGGGCUGCGGAGCAUCCUACGGCAUCGCCCCCUUCAUCACCCGCCGCGGACUGGGUGUGGCCUCGGGCCUCAUCGGCGCCGGCGGCAAUGCCGGCUCCGCAGUUACCCAGGCCCUCUUCUUCACCGGCACCAACAUGAGCACCGCCGAGGGCUUCAAGUGGAUGGGCGUGAUGAUCAUCGCCGUCACCGCCACCCUCGUGACCAUCCACUUCCCCAUGUGGGGCGGCAUGCUGACCCGCGGCAACCCCGACAUCACGGAGGAGGAGUACUACAGCCGCGACUACACGGCAGCGGAGCGGGAGCAGGGCCUGCACCGCGCCAUCCUCAACUGGGCCUCCGAGUCGCGGUCCAACCGCGGCUUCAAGGAUCAGCUGGCCAAGCUGUCGGCCGACCUCACUGAGAAGGCCAACACCGCCACCGCCGUCUGA
This is a messenger RNA of Chlorella variabilis, 1596 nucleotides long. Its product is annotated as nitrate transporter. The record is from RefSeq and is a predicted model, not a curated record. Gene Ontology annotation, molecular function: nitrate transmembrane transporter activity. The transcript has 10 exons. Lineage: Eukaryota; Viridiplantae; Chlorophyta; Trebouxiophyceae; Chlorellales; Chlorellaceae. The coding region runs from base 1 to 1596 and encodes 531 amino acids. Gene Ontology annotation, biological process: transmembrane transport.